AUUGUAUUAUAAAUAAUUAAACAACGCAGAUGUAGCCAAAAUUAACUAAAAUUCAAGUAAUGAAAAUGAGAUGUAAAAAUAACCCUCAUGAUUCCAUUUUAAAGUUUAAUCUGCUUUUCGCCAGUUAAGUAUCAUUGACCUGAAUAUAUAAAGGGCUAAAUAGGGACAAAACUUGAAAAUUAAUAAUGUCUAUAAAUAAACUCUGUACAACACAUAAGAACUAUGCAAAACUUUAUCAUUCCUCUAAAAAUAUAUUUCUCCUCUUUCUGCUCCUCUCAGAAAUCCCCUCAGAGUAAGCCCUCUCCCCAGUCUCUGGUCAUGGGUUUUUGCUCGGAGUGGGCCCUCCCCGCUCUGCAGGAUCGUCUCCUCAGAUCCGCCGCUCGGACCGCCGCCGCAGUUCGGCGGAGAAAAGCGGCUCAAUCCUCGGCCUGGAGCUGCUGGUCCGGCCGGAGGACCGACACCUUUGGACUCGCAGGGAUUGCUGCAGGAGCCGGCUGGUUCCGAGGGAACGGUUCGUGUGGGGCUCGGUUCUGGAUGGACUCUGUGGAAUCGGAGGAUCUGAGAGGAACCGACGAUCUGGACCCAAAGAUUCACUGAACAAACCGGACCGAGGUCCAGGACGGGAGACCUUCAACUGACAAGAGUCACUAAGCUGCUGUUGCUGCAGGCGCUCUCGAGUGCGGACCGACCCGGUUCCGACCCAAACCCGGUGUUCCCCUUCCAGCUGAGCGUCGUCUCCCUGGAAAUUGAGAUGCUCUGCGGCGACAGGAAGCUGCAGGCCAGCAGACAGGAAGGGGAAGGCCAGACCACCGCCGGCUGACGGAGCUUCUCCACCUGGCAGAUCUCUCUCUCUGACAACACAAGAUGUCCGCCGAUAACAGCCCGCCGCCCUCAUGCCCCGCCCAGAGCCAGGCUCCGCCCACACCGUCGCCCAGCCCGCCAGCCGCCGUCUGCGGCCGGCUCUCCGAUGGCAGCCAGACGGGCCCCAGCCGCACCAACUCCAGGGGCUCCCUGCAGGGCGUCUCCUUCCUGCUGCAGAUCGGACUCACCAGGGAGACGGUGACCCUUGACCCCGGAGACAUGUCGCUGCUGGCGGUCCGAGAGCUCGUCUGCUCCAUCGUGGAUCAGAAGUUCCCAGAAUGUGGAUUUUUCGGGAUGUACGAUAAAAUCCUGCUGUUCCGCCACGAUCCGACGUCCAGCAACAUCCUGCAGCGCCUGGCGACGGCCGACGAGAUCCAGGAGGGCGACCUGGUGGAGGCCGUGCUGUCAGCGCUCGCCACGCAGGAAGACUUCCAGAUUCGGCCGCACGCGCUCUACGUUCACUCCUACAAGGCGCCGGCGUUCUGCGACGACUGCGGCGAGAUGCUGUGGGGCCUGGUGAGGCAGGGCCUCAAGUGUGAAGGAUGCGGCCUGAACUACCACAAGCGCUGCGCCUUUAAGAUCCCCAACAACUGCAGCGGCAGGAAGAGACGGCUGUCCAACGUCUCUCUGCCGGGUCCAACCCUGUCUGUGGCCCGACCGCCUUCCACCGAGCUGACCCCGCUGGUCCUGGAGGAGCGCCCCCUGCUGGGAGCCGGGAAGCGUAAUUCCCUGCUGAGCGGCCGUCCCAUCUGGAUGGAGAAGAUGGUGCUGGGUCGGGUAAAAGUCCCCCACACCUUCUCCAUCCACACCUACACCCGGCCCACCAUCUGCCAGCACUGCAAGCGGCUGCUGAAGGGGCUCUUCAGACAGGGUCUGCAGUGCAAAGAUUGUAAGUUCAACUGCCACAAGCGAUGCGCUGCCAAAGUUCCUCGGGACUGUCUGGGGGAGGUGGACUUCAACGGAGAGCCGCUCAGCCCCAGUCUGGACCGCGAGGCCUCCAUGGAGGUGGAGGCCUGCGACCUGAACAGCGACGGAGGUCAGAGUUUGGACGAGCAGGACGAGCCGUCCACGCCCGAGGACAAAGUCUUCUUCAUGGACGGUUCCCUGGGAGACGCAGAGAAAGACGACGAAUCGGCCAGAGCCAUCAGCCCGUCGACCAGCAGCAACAUCCCCCUGAUGAGAGUGGUGCAGUCGGUGAAACACGCCAAGAGGAGGAGCUCUGCCGCCGUCAAGGAGGGCUGGAUGGUCCACUACAGCAGCCGGGACAACCUGGUGAGACGGCGCUGCUGCUGGGGACGGCCGGGUUCUGGGCUCAGAACCACGAGGUCCGGUUCUGAGCCCAGAACCCGACCAGACCCACUUCAAUCCCUCCUUCAACUCGUAAACCCCCAACGAGGGAAUCUCCUCCCUCUGACGUUUAGACAGGAAAUGGUGAUGAAGGUGAUGAAGACAAUGCUGUCCGUGUGUGUGUGUCUAUGUGUGUGUGUGUCCGUGUGUGUCCGUGUGGCCGUGGGGCGCAGCUGGGAGAAGGCCAUCAGGCAGGCGCUGAUGCCCGUCACCCCCAAGGCCAGCGGCGGCGCCGGGCCGAGCAAGGACCACAAGGAACUCUCCAUCAGCAUAUCCGUGUCCAACUCCCAGAUCCAGGAGAACGUGGACAUCAGCUCGGUGUACCAGAUCUUUGCCGAUGAGGUUCUUGGCUCAGGACAGUUUGGGAUCGUUUACGGAGGGAAACACAGGAAGACGGGCCGAGACGUGGCGAUCAAGAUCAUCGAUAAGAUGCGGUUCCCCACCAAGCAGGAGAGCCAGCUGAGGAACGAGGUGGCCAUCCUGCAGAACCUCCACCACCCUGGCAUCGUCAACCUGGACUGCAUGUUUGAGACACCUGAGCAGGUGUUUGUUGUCAUGGAGAAGCUCCAUGGAGACAUGCUGGAGAUGAUCUUAUCCAGCGACAAGAGCCGGCUGCCAGAGCGCCUCACCAAGUUCCUGGUGACGCAGAUCCUGGUGGCUCUCAGGCAUCUCCACUUCAAGAACAUCGUCCACUGUGACCUGAAGCCCGAGAACGUUCUGCUGGCCUCGGCCGAGCCGUUUCCUCAGGUGAAGCUCUGCGACUUCGGCUUCGCCCGGAUCAUCGGGGAGAAGUCGUUCCGGCGCUCGGUGGUCGGCACGCCGGCCUACCUGGCGCCGGAGGUUCUGCGCAGUAAAGGCUACAACCGGUCGCUGGACAUGUGGUCGGUGGGCGUGAUCGUCUACGUCAGCCUGAGCGGGACGUUCCCCUUCAACGAGGACGAGGACAUCAACGACCAGAUCCAGAACGCCGCCUUCAUGUACCCGCCGAACCCCUGGAAGGAGAUCUCAGACCAGGCCAAAGACCUGAUCAACAACCUGCUGCAGGUGAAGAUGAGGAAGCGUUUCAGUGUGGACAAGUCGCUGAGCCACCCCUGGCUGCAGGACUACCAGACGUGGUUGGACCUGCGGGAGUUCGAGACGCGGCGCGGCCAGCGCUACAUCACCCAUGAGAGCGACGACGCGCGCUGGGAGGAGCACGCUGACGAGCGCGGGCUGCACUACCCGACCCACUUCAUCAUGUCUCCCAACCUGGACGACAUGGACGAGGACCCUUAGAGGAAGCGGUUACCAUGACGACCUGCUGUCUCAAAGCUGCAGAGGCAACCCGGACACUGGUUGUGUUUCCCCAACCAGGUCCAGUGAUGGGCAUCAGGGCUUCUUCUCCUAUUCAACAGGCUGACAUAAAGGACUCAGCAGCGCCCCCUCAGGUUGCAGUAGGAAAAACAACAGAAUUUAAUUUAUAUUCAGUUUUAUUUUCAGAACCACUAAUGCCGUUCACAGCUUCAUCUAAUAAUCCAUAAUCAGAGGCUCCACUCUGCUGAUUAACUUCCUGGAUUAAUCCAGAAACACUUUCCUAAUCCCAGGAACUCACUUCCUGUUUCAGCAGCAGAAAAAACAUCAGUUCAGCUUCAGAUCUGAAAAUAAAAUCCGUCUUGACGUGUAAUCUGAACCGAGGUCGGAGAGCCAGGCGGAUCUCUGCUUCCUCUUCCUCACUGACUGACCUGAGAACUUUUCUACUUUUGUAGCACAAAACCAUUAAAACUGAACUGGGAACACUG
Poecilia reticulata (guppy) is the source of this 3986-nucleotide messenger RNA. Lineage: Eukaryota; Metazoa; Chordata; Actinopteri; Cyprinodontiformes; Poeciliidae. The record is from RefSeq and is a predicted model, not a curated record.